GACCGACAGCUCAUGGAAGAGCUCCGCGGCGGCGUGGACUUCGGAUGCGAGCCAGAUGACUGCAAUUCGGUCCUCUGCGUUGCGGAAAGGUUUUCCAUUACAGUUGCGUCCUGCCUUUAUGCCCCUGGCUGCCGCGACAUUCCCUGGUCAGCCCUGAGCAUGCCCUGGGAAAACUUGCUUCGGACCUCGUGGCCUCUUUUUGACUUGGUUGCGAACUGGUCACGUAUUCACCGAGAGACGACGAAGGUUAGAGCGGACAUGCGGCAGUUAUGUGGUGAGAAGAGUUUGCAUUAUCUGCACAAGUUCGACGGUGAGCUGCUUGACUGGCAGAUCUCGCGUCUGCACUCAACACCAAAGGUCCUCAAGCAAGCUGCCCAGUUGCUGGCAGCAGGUUUAUUGGACGAGGUGCAUCUCCAAGACUGGCCACGCAUGACGGAUCCAUGUGGACGACUUUUGUGGAGCACCUUGAUUGUCACUUUGGCGCUUGUGCGUGAUGGAGCUGCCAUAUCCACCGGAUAUGGCCUGAGAGUGUUGUGGCUCCAUGUCAUGCAUUCUUUCCUGGAGCUGGAAGGCAAUAAUGUGGGCUUGGAUCCAGAACGGGCGUCCAUGGAGUUGCUUGCCACAGGCCCAUGGAAUGUGCUGCAGUUUUUACCCGUCCUCGUGAGCAAGGAAAGGGCAAAGACCAUUGGCUUCCAGGUGCUCGACUCGAGUGACACAUCGCCGACGUGGCUCACUUCAGACCGUCCUGCUCCCUUUACGGCCAUGGAUGCCAAGGCCUCGCGGCGCUUGGAAGAGACGCUCCAGGUCGCGCAUGACCUCCUUUCUGCACUCGGGGUG
Molecule: messenger RNA, 837 nt
Organism: Symbiodinium necroappetens
Lineage: Eukaryota; Dinophyceae; Suessiales; Symbiodiniaceae
Source: the annotation of a GenBank genome assembly